This is a messenger RNA of Medicago truncatula (barrel medic), 877 nucleotides long. RefSeq names its product putative glycine-rich cell wall structural protein 1. The record is from RefSeq and is a predicted model, not a curated record. The transcript is spliced from 2 exons. Lineage: Eukaryota; Viridiplantae; Streptophyta; Magnoliopsida; Fabales; Fabaceae. Bases 131 to 538 code for a protein of 135 amino acids.
AGAGUAUCAACAACAAAUACACUGCAUACCCUCUAAAGUUUGUUCAAUUCUAUAUAAUAAAUAUUAUACUAUAUUGUUCGAUAUCCUUAGUUUACCUUUGCUUGAUUUGCUACUUCAAGCUGCUACAUUAAUGGCUGCACCUUGGUCGUGUUGUUUACUUGCACUGCUUGUUUUGGUGUCAAUUAUUGAAUCAGAAAGCAGAGUGGCUAGGAAGGAUUUGGGUUUGGACCUUGGUGGAUUGGGAAUUGGACUUGGUGCAGGAGUUGGUUUAGGAAUUGGAGGUGGCAGUGGCUCUGGAGCCGGAGCUGGUGCAGGCUCUGGUUCUGGUUCUAGCUCUUCCUCAAGUUCAUCGUCCUCUUCGUCUUCUAGUUCUGGGUCUGGUUCCGGGGCAGGGUCGGAAGCAGGCUCAUAUGCAGGCUCUCGGGCUGGUUCGGGAUCAGGUGGUAGAAGUCGCGGUGGUGGAGGCUCUGGGCAGGGCUCUGGUUAUGGUGAGGGUUAUGGUCAUGGUGGGGGUUAUGGUGAAGGUGGGGGUGAUUAAUUCAGGAAAUGCAUGAAUUGACUAAUAUAUAAAUAACUAAUAUGGUUGACACAAAUAAAAGAAAAUAUAAGUAGCAGCUGGUGUGAAUGAAAUAAUGAACACGUUAGAUGGUUGAUUCCAUGCAUCAUGUGUGUUUUAGUGAAGAAAAAUUAGUUGUGUUUCAAUUUCAACCUUUUGUUUUAGUCUUCUUGUUAUGAAAAUUUCCAAUAUCUACUUGUAAUUUGGCAUAGCUUUAACUUUUUGAGUUGUAGAUGAUGGCACUGUUGUAUUGUACCAUGGUUGAAUUCAGAUAUAUAUCAUAUCAUAUAUAUACAAGUAUUGAUUAAUUUCCACUCAAAA